GAGAAAACCAGGGGAUCCAUUUCUCUCUUCUCCCCUUCCCUCACCUUCUUUCACUCAUAAAGCUCUCCCCGUUUCUCCAUCCGUUUUCCUCUCUUCCCUCUUUCGGUUUCCUCCUCCUUCUCUUUCCACCGGAAGAAGAGAGAAAGAGGGAUAUGAGAGGGAGGGUGAACGAUAGUUUCAUACAAGACUUCAAGAGCUUGAGGGAAAGAACACCACCACCAUCGUCGUCAUCAUCAUAGCACUAUCAUUUCAUAUAUUAUUAUGGAGAAGAGCUCGAUGAGCAGCGGUAGCAGCAAGAGCAACAUGGGUUCGGCCUCAGCGGCCAUCAGCAGCUCCGAUCUCAUCGACGCCAAGCUCGAGGAGCACCAGCUCUGCGCCGGAUCCAAGCACUGCCCCGGCUGCGGCCACAAGCUCGUCAAGCCGUGGUCGCGGGGAAAGCAGGAUUGGUUAGGUCUGCCAGCUGGGGUAAAAUUCGAUCCGACCGAUCAGGAGCUGAUCGAGCACCUCGAGGCCAAGGUCGAGGCCAAACACGACAUGAAAUCUCACCCUCUCAUCGACGAGUUCAUCCCCACCAUCGAGGGUGAGGAUGGCAUCUGUUACACCCAUCCAGAGAAACUCCCCGGAGUGACAAGAGACGGUUUGAGCAGGCAUUUCUUCCACAGGCCAUCGAAAGCUUACACCACGGGGACAAGAAAGCGCAGGAAGAUACAGAACGAGUGCGACCUCCAAGGCGGUGAAACCCGGUGGCACAAAACGGGGAAAACCCGACCCGUCAUGGUCAACGGCAAGCAGAAGGGUUGCAAGAAGAUCUUGGUUCUCUACACCAACUUCGGCAAGAACCGGAAACCCGAAAAGACCAACUGGGUCAUGCACCAGUACCACUUGGGACAACACGAGGAGGAGAAAGAAGGCGAGCUAGUGGUAUCCAAGAUAUUUUACCAGACCCAGCCCAGACAGUGCAACUGGGUCGAUCGGAGUGGUGUUGGCGGCGGUGGCAAUGUUGGGUUGAUGGCGGUUGGUGGUGGUGGUGGUGGAGGAGAAGGAAGCACGAGCGGGAGUUGUUCUUCUUCGAAGGAAGUUAUCAUCCAUCACGGUCAGAGGGAGAGUGGUCUUGAUCAGCUUCAUGGAGCUGUUGCGGCGGUUAUGUCGAGUUACUCUACUCCCAUGGAGAUCGCGCAGCAGAUGAAGUCUCAUGAUCAACAUCAUCAUUUCGGGUUCACGCACUUCAGGAAAAGUGGGUUUGAUGAGGUGGGGAUGGUGGUAACAGGUGGAGGAGGAGAGGCUUCGACGGCAAGGGAAGGCGGGCCGGCCCAAACGUCCGGCACGUGCGAUGAGAUCGGAGAUCACCAUCAUCAUCAUCAUCAAAAUCCACAUCAUCAUCAGACGACGCCACAUCAUCAUCAACAUCUGGCCCACGACCAUCCACAUCAGCAGCAGCAGCAGCAGCGCCAUGCAGUCGCACUAGGGCAUCACCAUCAUCAGAACAUAGCUGCAACUUCGGCGGCGGCGGCGUUCCACAUAAGCAGGCCGUCGCCGCCGAUAUCGGCGAUCAUCUCGCCGCCGCCGAUCCACCACACCUCCAUCAUCCUCGACCAGGAUCCCUACCAUGUCUCCCGCCUCAUGCUCCACAACGAGAUCCACCAGCAGCAGCAGCAGCAGCAGGAAGAGCAGCAGCGGCAUCAUAAGAUGGUCGGAGGGAGGUCGGCGUCUGGCCUGGAAGAGCUCAUAAUGGGGUGCACUUCGUCGUCGGCGGCCUCUGAUAUUAAAGAAGAAUCCUCCAUUGCCAACCCUCAAGAAGCAGCAGAAUGGAUGAAGACCUACUCUUCUUUCUGGCCAGACCCUGACAACCAAGAUCAUCAUGGGUAAAAAAAAAAAAAACAGAAAUAGUUUUCUUAUUAUCAAAACCCUAAAAAAAAAAAAGAACAGAGAAACCUGCACCAUAUAAUAUAUACAGACACACCAUCAUUGUCAUCAUCAUUAGUACUUGAAGCCUCCAUUUCUAGCUUCCUCUCUAGUUCUUUCCAACAAAGAGAAAGAGCCCUCUCUCUAGAGUUUGGUUUCUUUCUGUGGGUUUCUGGUUGAGGUUUUUUUUUUCUUUUUCUGUGAUCUCUUUGGGAAUUGGGGCAGUCAUACUUUAGGUCUCAAAUGGCUCUCAACUGAACUAACUGUCCAUGCUGGAAAGAAAGGAAAGGUAAAGAGGGACAGAAGAAAGGAAAGAGCCAAGAAAAGAAAAGAGAACCCAAGGAAGAAGAAAAAGAGUGAAGAAAAGAAAGCCUGAUGCCCUCUCUCUCUCUCUAUCUAUCUCUUUACCUAGUUUUACCCAUCUUCCUCUACUACAACUGACCAAAAGACCACAAGAAGAGAAAAGCUAGGUUAAAAAUCUCUUCUUGCAGCAUGAAAAUCAGCACCACCAUCAUUACACUAUCAUCUUCUUUUUGUUCAUUUAUUUAUUUCCAAGACACAUGUAUGUAGAUGGAUCUCUCUUCUCAGUCUUUGUAAGUUCUUUGCAAUGUUCUUUGGAUGAGAGGAGCAAAAGGAACUAGAAGAAAAAAAGAAGGGGUGUGGGAAAAAAAAGGUGUCACAUAGUUUGUGCAAAAAAAAAAAAUGCAGGGAGGGUGAAAGGAGCUCUUUGUGAAUUAAUUACUACAUUUUUCUUGUGUUUUGUAGCUAAUUCUUUUUUUUUUAUUUUCUCUAGUCAAAAGUAUCACAGAAUUGUUCAUUAAUUUAUAGGAAAUUUAC
Molecule: messenger RNA, 2739 nt
Organism: Linum tenue
Lineage: Eukaryota; Viridiplantae; Streptophyta; Magnoliopsida; Malpighiales; Linaceae
Source: the annotation of a GenBank genome assembly